CCCGGUUAAGGAAAAUGGGCUGGGCUUCAGGGAUCUUUUCACUAUUCAAAAAUGUUUUUAUCUUAAAUGUAUGUGGAAGGCUGCCCAUAAAAUUGGGUUUUGGGGGCUUUGGUACUCUACCCUUAAUAAUCCCACCAAAUCUUACAUUUGGAAAGGUUUGACUACUGUGAAGCAUAUUUUUGAUAAUAGGGAAAACUGUCAAAUAGAUCCUCAUACUAUUCUAAAAAAGUUAAUUAAGUCAUCCUACUUUGAAAACACUCAAUCAAAUCCUCAUACUAUUAAAAAAUGUUCAGUUAUGCCAUUUUGCUGGUAACUAACCGGUUCUCCCGGUUACUUUCACAGUGGUGGCCUACGUGGAAAUUUACGUGACAAUUAAAUUCAUUUAAUCUUUCCUUUUUUUUUUUUUUUUUUUUUUCAUUUUGUCUUUUAUUGUAUUCUAUUCUCCAUUCUUGUACGAUAGAAUCAUAUCCAUAUGCGGCUAUGCCCAACUACUUCACCGGCUCACCGCCAUCGUGUUCUCUGCAACGAGCUGGCUGAAGCCCGUUAGCCACCAGCACACCCUUGACGCCGGCCACCAGCACACCCCUGACGGCAAUUCCGAUUUUUUCUUUCUCUCCCAUUUUCUUCCUCUGGAUCUGUUCUUUCUCUUUCAUUUUCUUUCGCAUAACAGACAAAAGCAGAGAUUGG
Cuscuta epithymum is the source of this 687-nucleotide messenger RNA. NCBI's taxonomy places the organism in Eukaryota, Viridiplantae, Streptophyta, Magnoliopsida, Solanales, Convolvulaceae. The record is from the annotation of a GenBank genome assembly.